AUGAUGGAACACUCGUUAGCAUUUCAAUCAAAUGAAAAUUUUUCUGAUAAACCAUAUAAAGCUUUACAAGCAUUACGUAGUGCUCAAAUCGGUGUUCGUUUACCAAAUAAAAUAUUUAUUCAUGCUGUUGAUCAAUUUCUUAAACAUUUACGAAAUGAAACAAAUAAAGAUUAUGCAAAUGGUAAUGAUUCUUCAAAAGAUACAAUCGAUAAUAAUGAUAAGAUUUUGAUUGAACCUUUAUCAACAACUAAAGGAACUUCUCUUGAACGAGUAGUAGAAGAUAUUUUCAUUUUUUUUCCGGGAAUAUCACGUACUGGUAAAACUCUUGAACAAAUUGAUUAUACAUAUGGACGAUAUAUAUCAAUAUCACGUAAUGGUAUUGUAUCACAUUGGUCAUUAUCAUUAAAACUUAUACGAGAAUCAAAAUUUCAAUCAAUUGAACAAAGAAAACAAACUCUUCCAUUAUGGAUAACAUGUACAUGUGUUCUACCAGAUGUGAAUUAUUUUGCUAUAGCAACAACAGAACGUGAUUUAAUUUUUUAUGAUAUAAAUGCACAUACAUAUACAGGUUCUAUUAUAAUAAAUCAUCUUUCAGCUGGUCUAACAACCAUUGAUUAUCGUAUGAAUAUAAAAAAUUCUUCUCAAUCAGCAAUUUUUUGUGGAGAUUCAUUAGGAAAUUUAUUUAUAUUUCAAGCUAAAGAUCCAUUUAGACCAAUGUUUCAUAUAUCUGAUUUAAUACAUUAUAUGAAUCAGAUUCAAGAAGAAAUUAUUCCUUUCCACGAAUUAUUAAUAAUGAAUAUUUAA
This is a messenger RNA of Rotaria sp. Silwood2, 804 nucleotides long. NCBI's taxonomy places the organism in Eukaryota, Metazoa, Rotifera, Eurotatoria, Philodinida, Philodinidae. The record is from the annotation of a GenBank genome assembly.